This is a messenger RNA of Rhineura floridana, 1387 nucleotides long. RefSeq names its product G protein subunit gamma 10 (gene GNG10). The coding region runs from base 155 to 361 and encodes 68 amino acids. Gene Ontology annotation, cellular component: heterotrimeric G-protein complex. NCBI's taxonomy places the organism in Eukaryota, Metazoa, Chordata, Lepidosauria, Squamata, Rhineuridae. Gene Ontology annotation, molecular function: G-protein beta-subunit binding. The transcript has 3 exons. Gene Ontology annotation, biological process: G protein-coupled receptor signaling pathway. The record is from RefSeq and is a predicted model, not a curated record.
GAGCCGGCUGGAAAGAGGGGAGGGAGCUAAGGGCGCUGCUGCCUCCUCCCCUUUCGCGCUCAUCUCUUGCGUCGCGAGGCGAGCUUCGCCCGGGGCUCGCGCUGGAGGUCCGGUGUCGCGCGCUCCAGAGCCCCGAGGUCGGCCAGCCGCCAGCAUGUCUUCCAACUGCAGCCUCAGCACCAUGCAGCGCCUGGUGGAGCAGCUGAAGCUGGAGGCGGGCAUGGAAAGGAUCCGGGUUUCUCAGGCAGCUGCAGAGCUUCAGCAAUACUGUAUGCAGAAUGCUUGCAAAGAUGCCUUGCUCAUUGGCAUUCCUGCUGGAAGCAACCCAUUUCGGGAGCCCAGGUCCUGUGCAUUGCUCUGAAGACAGGGAAGGUUAUCGAACAGUUCUGUUCAGACAUGAGAGGAAAUCCUGGCAGCCUUCCUUUAUUCAACAAACACUUCUAUGCCCUUACUUUUGUGUGGCCAAAACAGUAUCUUUAGAUAUUUAUUAGUCUGCUUGACUGUCUUCAUAACUGACUUUUACUAAUACCUUUACAAGGCAAUUCAUAAGAGGCUUUCCUUUCAUAAUCAAAUUGGUCUCCUUUCUACACUUACUCCCCUGAUACGUUUACAUUUUAGAAACGAAAACUACCAAACAUCUUCUUCCUUUGUUAAUUGUCCCUUAAUGAGAUAUUCACUAGGUAACUUCUUAGUAACCUUCUUGUGUUUUCUGAUGAAAAAUACUCACUAGGCAUGAUGCAGCCAAAGGAAAGUCCUUUUAAUGCCACAGGCCUAGGCACAUUUGCCCCAGUUGGGCUUCCUUUUGGGUAAAUAUGCAUCGGAUCAGGCUCCACAUCCCAUUAAUUUCAAUGGGAGACUUUCCAGCAUGUUCUUAACUUUUUGAAAGUGGAGACUUAAAAGCGUUCCAGUUUUUAGUAAGAGUGCCCCUCUAUUCCAUAAGGAAAGACAAGUUUUCAUUGUAAAACAUUGUUCUUUUGCAAUUCCUGAGAUCAGUGGGUGAUAAUUUACAGAAACAGCUGAUGCAAUCUGUAACACAGAUGGAGUUCUUACCACAUGUUCACCACAGAAGGUCUAGUCUGUCUUUAUGUUUGAUUGUGGUUCUACAGAAAACCAUUUCUUUAAAAUGUCUAAGCUGUAAUUCAGCAGCUAAUUACAGACAAGAAAACUACACUACACAAUAUAAAUGCUGGCAAUUCUGUAGGCCACUUUUUCAAGGCUUGCAGCAAUAUUGGAACCUGUUCAAAUGUCAUUUGGAGUGGGGUGCCUUUGAUUUUUGUUUAUUGAGUACUUUUACACACACAGUUUACUUUUUUAAAAGAAUGUUCUGUUUACACACCAUUGUUUGUAUUAAUAUAUUGGAAGCUUUAGUAAAUUUUUCUUUCCCUAA